This is a messenger RNA of Adelges cooleyi (spruce gall adelgid), 1167 nucleotides long. RefSeq lists its product as uncharacterized. Bases 453 to 959 code for a protein of 168 amino acids. NCBI's taxonomy places the organism in Eukaryota, Metazoa, Arthropoda, Insecta, Hemiptera, Adelgidae. The transcript has 6 exons. The record is from RefSeq and is a predicted model, not a curated record.
AUGCAUCACGUUCACUUUUGUAUUCAUCGACACGGUAUGUUAACGUGCUGUUUGUUUCUAACAUGCAAAUUGAACGACCAACAUAAAUUAUUAUACGUGGAUCAACUACGGUUGUGCGAUUGGAUCUACAUUUAAACGCUGUCAAUAAAAUCCGUAUACCUACUAUUGUGAUGUUAAAUGUGGUAUAUAUUUUUUUAUAAAUUAUAAAUAUUGUUUGGUUUUUGUAAAAAUGAAUCAUUUGGCAUUGGUUAAUGGUGUUUUGUUUUGCCUUGUUAUCCAACAAUUAGAAGCUUACAAAAGUUGAACCUAAAGCUGGAUUUAGCGCAAAGUUGCAAGGGUACGUGCAAACGUUGAAAGACAAUUUUCCUAACAUAAUAUUUGGAAUUAAUAUAGACUGGGUGACCUAUGAGCAUUUUGGCGAUAUUGCUUAUUAUGAUUUUCAUUACCUAAAUAUGGUAGCAGACUUUUUUGUUCUUAGAUUGGAUCAAAUGAACGAGUGCACCCAUGACUUUCUUGAUGGUAUAAAUCCGUUAGAUAGUUCAGAACAAAACGAAGAUGUAAUAACUAUAAAAAAUAUUUUAGAAGCAAUUGAAGAAAGUUCAAUAAAUCGAGACAAACUGUACUUAUACUUGGAUUAUUCUCCGUCAGUAAUAGAAUUGUAUGAUGAUGGAAGCUAUGCAACUCUAUGCAAGGGUUAUGAAGAGGUUUGUAAAUCCCAAACACAAACAUGCGACUGGUGUUCGGAUUCUCUGGAAUCCCUUAACAAAAAAGGAACAUACAUGAGACAACAUUCCAAAGGAUUAGUUUUAUCGUUCAUCGAUUUAGAUGCUUAUGAUGAUAAAUGGUGUGAUUGCAAGAAAUCAUUCCCUGGAUUCUACGCAAUUUUAGAUGGUUGGAAUGGUGUUCCUGUUGAUAGCAUGCAGCAAUGUCCUUUAUUUGAUAAGAAUGAUAUUUGUUAAACAAGGGGUUGCAUUACACCUAUUGUACUUAGUUUUAUAUUCGGUUCGUUUUAUAAUUCAAUAAAAAUGUAUUAUGUUAAUUAAAAUACUAUUUACAGUGUAAGACAUUUUAGAAUUGACUAAUUAUUAUUUACUCUAGUAAUCUUAAUUUUACUUCACUGAUUUUUAUAAAGUUUAUGGCCAAAUUAGCAACAUAAUAUUAAUAAUU